AUGGCCGACGAAGAGCUAAACCUCUACGACGAGGUCGAGAUCGAAGACUGCUUCUACGACGAGACUCUGCAAAUUUACCAUCACCCAUGUCCAUGCGGCGACCGCUUUGAGAUUUCCAUCUAUGACAUGCGCGACGGAGAGGACAUCGCGCGCUGCCCCAGCUGUAGCCUGAUGAUACGGAUUAUAUUCGACCCAUCCGAUCUUCCACCAGAAAACGACGAUGCGCCCAAGAGUGUUGCGAUCACCGCCUAA
Molecule: messenger RNA, 252 nt
Organism: Alternaria atra
Lineage: Eukaryota; Fungi; Ascomycota; Dothideomycetes; Pleosporales; Pleosporaceae
Exons: 2
Coding region: 1-252 (83 amino acids)
Biological process (GO): protein histidyl modification to diphthamide
Molecular function (GO): metal ion binding
Source: RefSeq, a predicted model, not a curated record